ACAUCUCUUUGAAAUACGAAAACUCUUUGUAAAUACGUCCGAUCGGGAUGGGAAAUCACAUUUACUCUGCAAUUCACUCACUUUUGAUUCAGAAGUAGCUUUAAUAAGAAAUUAGUUUGGUUUGAAACAACUGGGCAAGAAGAAAUCAGUCGGGCACAAUUAAAUACGUGAAUAUAAUUUACAGCUGCGUUUGGGAAGGUACUAGCGAAAUUCCUGAAUCCAGCUGUACAACAUAUCGUGGAGGGUACUUAACUUUCCAGAGUGUUGUGUGCUUUGAAUAGUAUCAAAUAUGUUUAAGACUGUCAUAAAACACUUCAAGCGUCUGCUCUAUGUGGGCGCAAGUGAGAUCACUUAAUUGUGUUUCGUAAGUGUUAUCAUCCGUUACAAAGUGAUCAUAUGACUUUAGACAAGUUGUUUUUAUUUCAUUUAAUCAUUUGACAGAACCUCGCGAAGCACAUUUGUGCUGUGCAUUUUACAUAGACCUUUUAACAAUAUGUAACAUUAUUUAUAUCACUAUACGACGUUAUGGACGACGAAUUUGAAGUGGAUUUUAUAUGGCAUACUACAAAACGUAGUUUCCAAAACAUUGCUUCAGUGGAACUGCUUCUCGCCCCAGCUCGAAGCCUUUGGGAUGAUUAUUUCACCGAUGAUUACACACACACUACAAUGGUAUAUCAUUUGAAUUUACAAGAUGGCGUAUUCAGCAAGAGAAUAACUUUAAAGACAAAUAUUUAUCAUUUCUUAUUUCGUAUCAAUUAUUCCAACAAGUUUGCUGCAUCGUGUGCACAUGAAGUAACGUAUCUUGGCAAUGGUCGAAAGUUAAAUUAUGUCAACGUUGGUGAUAUUUUAUUUUUAAGCCAUCAAAGCGAGAAGUCGAAUGAACACAAAGAAGAUAACCCAGUGAGCACAGACGCCGAAAACAGUGGAUUGAUUAAUUCACGUCCAAAGACAAAAGCUACGGGCAUAAGAAGAUUUUUUAUUUGUUGUGAUUUCUGAAAAUAUUAUCUAUUGCCACAAAUGACGUCUUUUUUAAGUCGAUAAUGUGUAAUUCUACGUAUCUAAUGAUAGCUAUAUGAAAGUACGGUAAGAUGCAUAAAUUUUAUGAUUUUAAGUCGAUUUUUAUCUAAUAACAUCGGAACAUGGUUCGUUAUAGCUACAUUAAAAUAGAUUUUCUAAAAUAUAUAUUAAGUUGAAUAUCGUUUA
Messenger RNA from Xenia sp. Carnegie-2017, 1203 nucleotides. RefSeq lists its product as uncharacterized. The record is from RefSeq and is a predicted model, not a curated record. Bases 526 to 996 code for a protein of 156 amino acids. Lineage: Eukaryota; Metazoa; Cnidaria; Anthozoa; Malacalcyonacea; Xeniidae. The transcript has 2 exons.